Messenger RNA from Cicer arietinum (chickpea), 4563 nucleotides. RefSeq lists its product as uncharacterized. The record is from RefSeq and is a predicted model, not a curated record. NCBI's taxonomy places the organism in Eukaryota, Viridiplantae, Streptophyta, Magnoliopsida, Fabales, Fabaceae.
CAUUUUCCUCUUUUUCAACUUAUAUACCUUUUCUUUUUUUCUUCUUCCAAAUUCUCCUAAUUCCAUCUUCACUUCUCUUUUUCCAAAUCAUCAAAUUUAUUUCUCUCACUCAACAACAAGUCGCACAAGUAAACAUUUUCUUCAAACAGAAAAAACAAAGCAAUUCAACUUUUUUCAGAAGUCAAUAAAAGGAAACAAACAUGGAAGAGACAGCAGCCAUUUCAGAAGUCACAGUGACAAAGGUUGUUGAAGAGGUGGAUCAUAAAGUUGAUAACAUUAAGGAAACAAAUGGAGAUUUGGCGUCUAAAGAAAUAGGCGAAGCAAAGAAAGAUGAGGAAGAUAAUGCCUCUGAUGGAGAAUUCAUUAAAGUUGAGAAGGAAGAGAAUACCUUGGAUGAUACUUCACACAAAACAGAAAGAAGCUUAGAUGCUCCCAACAGAGAAUAUCUGGAAGCACAGGAGAAGAUUCAGGAACUUGAGGUUGAACUGAAAACACUAGCAGAAUCUUUGAAGACCUCUGAACAUGAAAAUGCUCAGUUGAAGGGAGACAUCUCGAAUACAAAAGAGAAAUUGGAAGAAAGUGGAAAGAAAUACGAAGAGCUCGGACUAAGUCACAAGAAACUGCAAGAGCAAAUUGUUGAAGCUGAGAAUAAAUACAAUCUGCAGCUCAGCACUCUUGAAGAGGCACUUCAAAGUCAAGAAGUUAAGCAGAAAGAGCUUCUUCAAGUGAAGGAAGCAUUUGAUGAUUUGAAUGUUCAACUCGAAAGCUCACGAAAGAGGACACAGGAAUUGGAGAGUGAGCUGCAACUUUCUAUCGAUGAGGCACGGAAGUUCGAUGAGCUGCAUAAGCAAAGUGGUUCGCAUGCUGAAUCUGAAGGAAACAAGGCCAUAGAAUUUGAGAGACAACUUGAAGAAGCGAAAUUGAGUGCAAAAAGCAAGGAAGACGAGAUAGCUUCGUUGAAGGAAGAAUUGAAGGGACUUAAUGAUAAGAUUGUUGAAAAUCAUAAAGUUGAAGAAGCACUUAAAACAACUGCAGCAGAACUCUCUACUAUCCAAGAGGAGUUGACACUCUCCAAAACACAGAUAUUGGAAGUUGAGCAAAGACUGUCUUCAAGAGACUCUUUAGUAGACGAGUUGACUCAGGAAUUAAACUUGAGAAAGACUUCAGAAACACAGAUAAAAGAAGACAUAUCUGCACUUCAAAAUCUGCUUGUCUCUACAAAGGAAGAGCUACAAGAAAAAGUUUCUGAGUUGGAAAGUGCAAAGCUCAAGUUGCAGGAGGAAGAAAAAUUGAGAGAAUCAAUUGAAGUUGCAUCCAAGAGUCAGGAAGCACAGUUUCUCUCUGCACAAGAGGAACUGACUAAGCUUAAUACAAGACUUGAGGAAACUGUUGAAGAUCUAACCAUUAAUGUGAAACAGUUUAAGGAGUUGUCCACUGAUUUAGAGGAAAAACUGAAGCUUUCGGAGGAAAGUUUUAAUAAAACAGAUUCUCUUUUAUCUGAGGCACUUUCGAACAAUUCGGAGCUUGAGCAGAAGGUGAAGUCUUUGGAGGAUCUUCAUAAUGAAACGGGGGCUGUUGCAGCUACUGCUAGUCAAAGGAGUAUUGAACUUGAGGGACAUGUUGAAGCUUCGAAUGCAGCUGCCGAAGAGGCAAAAUCGCAGCUAAGAGAGCUGGAGUCACGCUUCAUAGCCGCGGAGCAGAAGAAUGUGGAGCUUGAGCAACAGCUGAAUUUAGCACAAUUGAAAGCCAAUGAUGCUGAGAGAGACGUGACCGAAUUCUCAGAGAAAAUUUCUCAUCUCGUUGCCAAAUUGAAUGAGGCCGAGGAAGAGAAGCAUCUUUUUAAUAGCCAACUGCAGGAGUACGUGGAUAAGGUUAGCCAACUUGAAUCAGACUUAAAUCAAUCAUCCAAGCAGAAUUCACAAUUAGAGGAGGAGCUGAAGAUAGUCAAUGAGAAAUGUUCUGAGCACGAAGACCGAGCCACAAUGAACAAUCAGCGCAGCCGCGAACUAGAAGAUUUGAUUCAGGGCUCUCAUUCCAAAUUGGAAGGUGCUGAAAAGAGAGUGAGUGAGUUGGAGUUGCUACUUGAAACAGAAAAGUACAGAAUUCAGGAACUUGAACAACAAAUAAGCACAUUAGAAAAGAGAUGUACUGAUUCAGAAGAACAUGCCAAUAAAAAUCUUGACAGUGUGUCUUAUCUGACAUCAGAACUCGAAGCAUUUCAAGCACGGACCUCAAGCCUCGAAACUACACUGCAAGCAGCUAAUGAAAGGGAAAUAGAGUUGAAAGAUUCUUUAAAUGCUGUGACAGAUGAAAAGAAAAAGUUAGAAGAUGCUUUAAACAAUUUGAGUGUGAAGCUUUCUGAGGCGGAAAACCUAUUGGAAAUUGUGAGGGAUGAUUUAAAUAUUACACAAGUUAAGUUGCAAAGCACUGAAACUGAUCUCAAGGCUGCUGAAUUGAGAGAGAGUGAGUUAUUAGAAAAACUUAAUGCUACUGAAGAAAAUCUAACUGUAAGGGGAAGAGAUAUAGAACUUCAUGCUGCAAGAAACUUGGAACUUGAAUCAUUACACGAGUCUCUGACGAGAGAUUCUGAACAGAAGCUCCAAGAAGCUAUAGAAAAAUUCAACAGCAAAGAUUCUGAGGUUCAAUCUCUGCUUGAGAAAAUUAAGAUUUUGGAGGAACUUGUUGCGGGGGCCGGGGAACAGUCUUUAUCUUUGAAGAAUCAAUUUGAAGAGAGUUUGAGCACACUGGCUUCAUUGCAAAGUGAAAAUGAAGAUUUGAAAAGGCAAAUUAUUGGAGCUGAGGACAAGAUUUCACAGUCAUUUUCUGAGAAUGAAUUACUUGUUGGAACAAACAUUCAACUGAAAACCAAGAUUAAUGAACUUCAGGAGUCAUUGAACAGUGUUCUAUCAGAGAAGGAAGACACUGCUCAAGAACUUGUGUCUCAUAAGAACUUACUUGCUGAAUUGAAUGAUGCGCAAUCAAAAUCCUUCGAAAUUCAUUCUGCCAAUGAAGCACGCGUCCUCGAAGUCGAAUCACAGUUACAAGAAGCAUUGCAGAAGCACACUGAGAAGGAAUCAGAAACCAAAGAAUUGAAUGAGAAGCUGAAUACUCUUGAAGGACAGAUAAAGAUUUAUGAAGAACAGGUGCGUGAAACUGUUGCAACCUCUGAAACUCAUAAAGCUGAGCUGGAGGAGAGUCUCAUAAAAUUAAAGAAUCUUGAAGCAGUAGUUGAGGAGCUUCAAAACAAGUCACUUCACCAUGAAAAGGAAACUGCUGGAAUAAAUGAGGAAAAAUCAAAACUUAUUCAGGACUUAGCUAGCUAUGAAUCCAAAUUAAGUGAUUUACAGUCAAAGCUCUCCGCAGCACUUGUCGAGAAGGACGAAACAGUUAAAGAGAUACUCACAUCGAAGAAUGCCGCUGAAGACUUGGUGACAAAGCAAAGUGAAGAAGUACAAACAUUGAAGUCACAGAUAUCUUCAGUAAUAGAUGAGAAGAACUUGCUUGAUGAGACUAAUCAGAAUUUAAAGAAGGAACUUGAGACUUUGAUUCUUGACCUUGAAGAGAAGUUGAAGGAAAGUCAAAAAAUCGAAGAAUCUCUGAAAUCUGAAGUUGAAACUCUCAAAGUUGAGAUUGCUGAGAAAUCUGUGUUGCAAAGUCGGCUGCAAGAAAUCGAAAAGCAAUUGGUGAAAGCUGAAUCUAGACUAAAUGAAGAGGUUGGAAGUGUUCAGGCUGCUGCAUCUCAAAGAGAAGUAGAUUUGAGUUCAAAAUUUGAAGAUUAUGAACAAAAAGUCAAAGAAAUUACUGUGCUGAAUGGAAAGGUGGUAGAACUUGAGAAAGAGUUGCAACUUGCACAGGCUACUAUAGCUAACCAGCAGAAAGGCGCAGAAUCUGAGAAGUUGGAACUAGAGGCAGCUCUGAAGAAUUCUGUAGAAGAACUUGAAACUAAGAAAAGUGAAAUCUCUCUUCUACAGAAACAAGUAAUAGAUUUUGAGCAGAAAUUGCAACAGGGUGGUGAGAAAAUCUCAGUCCAGGGAGAGGAGGGUGUUCAUAACAAGGAUGGGUUGGAAGUGAAAUCGAGGGACGUUAACUUCUCAGCCCCAUCGAAGAGGAAGAGCAAGAAAAAAUCAGAAGCAACAACUACUCAAGCAUCAUCUUCUUCGUCGGAGACUCACACUCAAACUGGCCAGGAUUCGCCUGUCGUGAAUUUCAAGUUCAUCCUCGCAGUAGCUCUUGUAUCCAUUAUCGUCGGCAUAGUUCUUGGAAAGCGCUACUAGUGAUGGCAGUAUGCAUUUUCUUAUGGGUAUUAAAUCCUCAUGUUCUUUUUUCUUCAUGGUUUUUCUAUCAGAUUGAAAGCUUUCUUUGCAUAUAUGCUUUCAAACUCCAGACUUGAGUUUGGUUAGGGAACUUCUUUUUUGUGUCUAUCCCUUGCCCGUGUGCAAAAAAAAAAAGGAUUUGAUUUAUGUUUUGUUUAUAGUUUGGAUUAUUACAAUUUGAUUGCGGUUGCUUUACUUUGGAGUAUAUUUUUCUUCUAAACUGAUAAUUUGAGUGUAGGAUUUGGGGGCA